Messenger RNA from Corylus avellana, 1584 nucleotides. Its product is annotated as 2-oxoglutarate (2OG) and Fe(II)-dependent oxygenase superfamily protein. NCBI's taxonomy places the organism in Eukaryota, Viridiplantae, Streptophyta, Magnoliopsida, Fagales, Betulaceae. The record is from RefSeq and is a predicted model, not a curated record. Gene Ontology annotation, cellular component: endoplasmic reticulum. Gene Ontology annotation, molecular function: procollagen-proline 4-dioxygenase activity; L-ascorbic acid binding; iron ion binding. Gene Ontology annotation, biological process: peptidyl-proline hydroxylation to 4-hydroxy-L-proline.
GAGGCUUCCUUUUUCUUUCCUUUUCUUUCCCCCUUUUUUUCCUUCUAACUUCUUAUUACAUGGACUCCGGAAUCGUCUGUUUCAGUGUAUUACCAAACCAUGGGCAGUCAACAGCAAGAAACCAUGAGCGCUACAAUGUCCAAACCACCCAUCAAUUGACUCACCGCCAGUCCGAAAUUUCAUCGUCAUUUAGAAGAAUUCCAGGGUUAAUUGAGUCAUUAGGUUAUUCCAGUAACUGACCUGUACAUUUUUGAAAAACCUGUAUAUAUAAACCUUCGCUCUUAAAUGGGCAAUCCGAGUCAGUUCGAUGCUCGUAAUUCCGCAUCUCAGAAAAUCACGGAGGGGUCCAAAAUUGGGGAAAUUUAUCGUCACUGUUCGAGAAUUAGGGUUUGGGGUCCAACAAUGGCGAAGGGAAGGUACGCUCGCUUGCACAGCAGGAAAUUGUCGACAUUAACGCUCUUGCUGUCCACGCUUUUCGUGCUCUCUGUAUUUCUGCUAAUGCUAUUGGCUCUCGGAAUCUUCUCGCUUCCCAUCAGCACCGACGAUUCUCCGCCGAACGAUCUCAGUUCCUUUAGGCGCAGGAGCUUUGAGAGACGUGAAGGGCUUGGGGAGAGAGGGAAGCAGUGGACUGAAAUUCUUGCUUGGGAGCCCAGGGCAUUUAUUUACCACAAUUUUUUGUCCAAGGAAGAAUGUGAGAACUUGAUAAGUCUUGCCAAACCUCAUCUGAAAAAGUCAACUGUUGUUGAUAGCACAACUGGUCAGAGCAAAGAUAGCAGGGUCCGUACGAGUUCUGGAAUGUUUCUGAGGAGAGGACGGGAUAAACUUGUCAGGGAUGUAGAGAAAAGGAUAGCAGACUUCACUUUCAUACCUGUAGACCAUGGAGAGGGUCUUCAAAUUCUCCACUAUGAAGUGGGGCAGAAAUACGAACCUCACUUUGAUUACUUCCUCGAUGAGUUCAACACCAAGAAUGGGGGCCAGCGGAUUGCUACUGUUCUUAUGUAUCUGUCAGAUGUUGAAGAAGGAGGUGAGACGGUGUUUCCUGCAGCAAACAAGAACUUUAGCUCUGUGCCAUGGUGGGAUGAGUUAUCUGAAUGUGCUAAAGAAGGUUUAUCGGUGAAACCAAAAAGGGGUGAUGCAUUGCUAUUUUGGAGCAUGAGGCCUGAUGCUUCACUAGAUCCUUCAAGUUUGCACGGUAGUUGCCCUGUGAUUAGAGGGAACAAGUGGUCAGCUACGAAGUGGAUGCAUGUUGAGGAGUACAAGGUUUAAGCCAUUGGUUGUAAAGAGACAGGUGCCUAACACAUUGUGGUGUGUUCCCAAAGCUGCUAUGUAUCCCUUUACAACUCAGCUGCCUUGAUCAAGCCUCUUCAUUCGAUGCACUCCCAUUCUUUCUAACGAGCAUACUUGUUUGCCCGCCCCACAUUUUGAAGAAUAAAGUAGGCUUCCUUUGUUGCAGAAAGUUAAAUAAUUUUAGUUGUAGAUCAUCAGGGAUGGGAAGAUGGGUUGCAAAUGAUGUGUUGAUAGCCAACUGUAAACUUAAAAAAUAAUCACUAAAUUACAUGUGCUUAUAGAUUUUUUAUUUUUUUA